This is a messenger RNA of Elephantulus edwardii (Cape elephant shrew), 687 nucleotides long. Its product is annotated as tripartite motif-containing protein 43-like. The record is from RefSeq and is a predicted model, not a curated record. Bases 1 to 687 code for a protein of 228 amino acids. The transcript is spliced from 2 exons. Gene Ontology annotation, molecular function: protein binding. Lineage: Eukaryota; Metazoa; Chordata; Mammalia; Macroscelidea; Macroscelididae.
AUGGUGGCAAUGCAAUCCUUGAAGCAGAAAGCUUUGAAACCAGAUGUGGAACUGCUGCAGGAUUUUGGAGACAUAUUGACAAGGAGUGAGUCUGUACAACAGAUGGACAUUCCUUGCCCUAUGAACCGUGUGUUCAGUGAAAGACCCAUCACAGGGCUAAUAGACAAGUACAAGCAAUUCCAAGUGGAUAUUUACUUCUGCCAUGAAUUAACUAAUUUGGAUUUCUUGCUGUUUGAAGAUAUAAAACUUUUGAGGAAAUCUGUUGUCUUUGAUCUUGAAGAUGUACCUAUUCCUUCUGAAAGAUUUCAGUCUUUUGCCUCAUGGGGAAAGGAGACCUACACCUCUGGAAAACAAUAUUGGGAGGUGGAUGUGGAUGAAUCUUUGGCCUGGGCUGUAGGAGUGUGUAAGGACACUAGGUUAAGGAGAAACAGCACACUAAUCACAUCUGCAGAUAAAUUUCUUCUUUUAUCUGUAAAGGAGGAUGAUUUAUACAACGUUUUCACCACAUCCCCCUUCCUUUCUCAUUAUAUAGAGAAACCUCUGAGAAGGAUUGGUGUGUAUAUUGAUUGUGACAGUGGCAGUGUAAGUUUUGUUAAUGUUGACAAAAGUUCUCCCAUACGGAGUUACCCAGAUUGCUCCUUUGAUUAUCCACUCAAGGCUUUCUUUGGCACUGACUACUCGGUAUAG